AUGAGCGGGGGGAUUGACAUCUCCAAAAAAUGUGAUAAAUUUUGUCAGGAAAAUGAAGAUAUAGUUGUAGAGCGUGGAUUUGUAGGUGACCUUUCGGAAUAUGGCUAUAUCACUCAUAAAGGUAUAAAUGAAGCCCCUAUAGGUCCAAUCAGAUUUGGAGAACAACCCAUCCAAACUGAUGAUGGGAGUCCCCAAGAAGUAACUAUUUAUUACUAUCGCGAAUAUGAUAACGAUCCGAAAACAAUUAAAAAGCCCCUUUUCCUGAGGGCAAAAUACAGAGAACUGUAUCAUCUGUAUGAACAUACCAGCACUGGGGAUAGCAUAAAGUGGCAUGAUAUUACUUUUGCUGGUGAGAUUCCACAAAUCCCAGUGGGAAAUCAAACAAAUCCUCAACUUACGAAGAAGUUAAAGAGUCAAGCAUGCAAACUUUACAAUCUUCAUUCUGUUAAUAUUUACAAGAAAAAUACCUAUGAAUGUGCAUGCGGUGAGGCCAAGGUUACUGUUGAACCAGAAGGUAGUAUUCCUGGAUAUAAAACGUACAAACAUUCGUACAGUACGAAUGCAAACUCCGUCAAAUACAGGAGUGUUGAUCUGUUAUGGAAAGACAAUGAUGAUCAACCCAUUACACUUGAUGCUGAUCAAACUCCCAAUCUCUAUGCGUACUACUGGGAUGAGGAUACCGAUCACAGAAAACCCCUUAUUAUGGAAGUAUAUGUUGGAGGUACGGGCUAUGCGGGUACGCCAAUUUCUCUAGGUAAUGACGGAAAGGAAGGGCACAGUGAGUGGAGUAUGAUAGACCUAGGAUCUGUAUCUGUAGAGACGCUCCAUGAACAAAAAUGCAAACUUUUCAGCCCACUUGUCAUAAAUGUCUCAGCAAAAUAUGGAGAAUCUUAUCCAAAUGAGUAUUGCAAAGAUAGAGACUGUAAGAAUGGAUCUCCCAAGGAUAUAAAUGUUACCGGUUAUGAUGGAGUAAAACUAGAGGGAUUUACUGCCUUUAGGCACACCUAUGGCGAGAAAGGAGGUAAUAAUACUUUUGCCGUAACUGGUUUCACUAAUGGACCUGGUGAAGAUCUGGCGGGAUUCUUUCCAAUAUGGGACGUUAAAGAUGUAGUGGUCUUCUUUGCAAAGUGUCAGAAAGAUGCUAACGGAGUUACCAAAACACCUCUCCUUGUCUAUGUUGAGAGUGAUGGUGGGAAGACUCAUAGGUGGUAUAGGAGUGAGAAUGGUGGUAAGUGGGAAAAAGAGGGUAGACUAAAAGAUAAGGAUCCAAGGGAAGCUGGUAUUCUUGAAACUACUCUGAAUGGUAUUAAAAAGAGACUACAACUUAAGUGUCCAGAAGAUAUAGCGAGAGAAAAACAACGAGCUGAAGAAGAAAGGAUGAAAAAGGAAGAACAGGAAAGAGUACAGAAGGAACGGGAGGCUAGAGAAAAACUAUUGGGUCUUGCCUCUACACUUGGAGAAGUAUCUGGAAAAGCUCUUGGUCAUGGACUAGUUAUAGCUGGUGCACUUGGUACAGUUGGAUUAGAACUAGCCCAUAGCCUGGCUGACAAGGUUCUUUGUACCACUAGCGCUUAUGGUAAAGAUGAAGGUAGAGGAUCUGAAGACCGAGAAACUGAGGAAGAGGAGGAAAAUUGUGCUGAAGACUCAGGCCUUGUUAAUGAUACUGGUGAAACUAGGGUCUAUGAAGAAGGUCAACAAACAGCUUCUCAAAAUUCUCCCUCUACAUCUCUUGAAGAAAAGGCUGAUGAUGUUCCAUCUGAUCAUACUACUUUUCAAACUCCUCUUCAACAACCUGGUCAAGCUCCUACUGUCUCUCUACCUCAAGCUUCUGCUCCCAUUACUCUAGACCCUCAACAACAUGCUGAUACUGUCUCAUCUGGCCAAGAUAAUUCUAGUGCUCAAGGUGGACCUGGAGAACAAGGCUCUGGUACUACUCAAACUGGUGCUGAAGGAUCUGCUCCUCCUCCUGCCCCUCCUGAAACUAAUCCUCCUCUUCAACCUGAAGCUGCUUCUGACCAACUUACUGCUGAACCUCUUGUUGCUGGAGGUCUUGCUACUGGUCUUGGCAUAUGGUCCAUCUCUGGUAUAUCAUCGGGUACCCUUACCGGAGCUGGCGCAACCUUUUUUGGAGGAUUCAAACUUUAUAAUCGCUAUAAAGGAGACCCCUGGGUUAGACAGAUUUAA
This is a messenger RNA of Theileria equi strain WA, 2184 nucleotides long. RefSeq lists its product as hypothetical. Lineage: Eukaryota; Apicomplexa; Aconoidasida; Piroplasmida; Theileriidae. The record is from RefSeq and is a predicted model, not a curated record. The transcript has a single exon. Bases 1 to 2184 code for a protein of 727 amino acids.